Molecule: messenger RNA, 1001 nt
Organism: Aspergillus wentii DTO 134E9
Lineage: Eukaryota; Fungi; Ascomycota; Eurotiomycetes; Eurotiales; Aspergillaceae
Product: ankyrin repeat domain-containing protein
Exons: 2
Coding region: 178-849 (223 amino acids)
Biological process (GO): regulation of barbed-end actin filament capping
Cellular component (GO): cytoplasm; nucleus
Molecular function (GO): protein binding
Source: RefSeq, a predicted model, not a curated record
AGCGAAAGGAGGUCUUUGCGUUGGCUACAGAGCUGGAACGCACCAAAGCUACAUUCAGUGCCGCUAUGGGAAACGUUACACUGUAUGUGAUUUUGAUUGCCAUUCUUCUCUUGAUAUUCCGAUAUUCUUCUUCAAUCCAGCGAGGAAGCUAAGUCAAAUGCAAACAGCCUUCUCACAAUGAAGACGAAUGCCAUAAUAAAAGGCAGCACAGUCCUUCAGGGCGAUUAUCAUUUCAGCAAUGACCUUGGAACUGCAUUAACCAAGUACGCUGCCUCGGUGGUGGAUGUGCGGUCAGAGGAUCAGUCAAUUAUAUCGCAGACAGAAUCAACAAUUUCCGUAGCGCCUCUACCCGCUGCCCCAUCCGGUAUAGAGCAAGCAGAAGGGCUGAAAUCUGCCGUUUCGAACAACUCUGUCUUUCUUCUCAAAACGCUCUUACAACAUGUCCAUGUUGAUUCACGGGACCGAAAAGGACGCACAGCACUAUCUCAUGCAUCCGAGCAAGGGAAACUAGAGAUUGCCAGGCUAUUAAUUGAGCAUGGGGCAUCUGUAUCCGCUCGUCAAUGGAGCGUCAGUGGCUGGUCCGAGGGUCGAAACCCGUACUGGGAGAGUGGUGCCACUCCGCUGUAUUAUGCAGUGUCUCAGCGUCAUACGGAUAUUGUCCGGUUACUGCUGCUACAUGGAGCCAACCCGGAGGCAAGAAAAACAUCCGGGUGUCCCCUCGUGCAGACUGCUGCUGGUGUGGACUGCAUUGAAAUUGUCAGGCUAUUGCUCGACAAAAAGGUCGAUGUGAAUGCGCGAAACUACAAGGAUCUCUGCAUGCAGCCUCAAAAAUUGGCAAUACAGAAAUAAUAAAAUUAUUACUAGAACACGGAGCCUUCCCUGACAUUCCACUCAGACAGCCUGAUUCAAAAACACCACUACAUUUGGCCAUCGAGAGUCAGAAACUGGAAGCCGCCGAAACUCUCCUGCAGUACGGCGCAGAUUCCAACGCACGCAUGCUC